AACAGAUGUCCCAGAACAUCAAGUUUCCAAUUAAGAAAGAGUAUAAAGAUUGUUCUGAAUACAGACUAGAUGGCUAUAAAGACACAGGUUUAUAUAACAUCACACUGAGCCACGCCCUGUCCCAAAUCACAGUGUGGUGUGACAUGACCACUGACAAUGGAGGAUGGACGGUGGUACAAAGAAGACAAGAUGGCUCUGUUUACUUCUUCAGAGAGUGGGAGGAUUACAAGAACGGCUUUGGUAACAUAGAUGGAGAAUUCUGGUUGGGGAAUGAGGACAUCCACUAUCUGACCAAUCAGAAAGAUUACAGGCUGCGUGUUGAUCUGUGGGAUUUUGAUGGAAAUCAUAAACAUGCCGAGUAUGAUAACUUCAAGGUUGAUGACGAAAAGGCAAAAUACCUGUUGCAUCUUGGGAAAUACAAUGGUACAGCUGGUGAUGCUUUCAGUUACCAUAACAACAUGAAAUUCACUACAAAGUACCAGGACAAUGAUAAACAUAGUAGUAACUGUGCCCUAACAUAUACUAAAUCUGGAUUCUGGUGGAACAGCUGUGAACGAUUUAAUCCCAAUGGUGUUUAUCAUUUUGAUCCUAAAUACAGCAAUGGUGAGACUAUACACUGGUAUGAUUGGAAACAGCGUUAUGCCCUGAAGAAAGUAGAGAUGAAAGUACGACCCAUGCUUUUUCACAAUUUCUAAAUCUGUAUAACCCCUUUAAACAUGUGCUGUUCAAAAUGUUUGUCACAAUUUGCUGCUUUUAAUGCAUAUUUACAGGUCAAAAGGAAAAAUACUUAAAUAAUUUCAACUUUAGAAUUUGCACUCAAUUUUGGACCAACUUGUGUCACAGACCCUGGGGGGCACGUAAUCAAACAUAAGCUGCUGACCUCUGGACCACCAAGGUCAUCCAGGCAUGUGAAUAAAUCUGACAAAAGAUAACCUUUUCUGUACGGUUUAUCUAUAAGGUUGACAUAACAGAGAAGUGGU
This is a messenger RNA of Lingula anatina, 980 nucleotides long. Its product is annotated as fibrinogen-like protein 1. NCBI's taxonomy places the organism in Eukaryota, Metazoa, Brachiopoda, Lingulata, Lingulida, Lingulidae. The record is from RefSeq and is a predicted model, not a curated record.